CAAUCAUCGGGUUCUAAGUGAUCUAACGAUUGUAACGGUUCCCUACAUAUUAAGCAAUCAAUAAACGCCGCAAAUAAUCUUCAGAACACAGUAAGAAGCUAUUAAAAUCAACAAUACCGGGUGGAAUACCUAUAGCAUCGCAGGCCCACGAGCCAACCUAACAUUCAGAUGAAUCUAGGGCGAAAAAACCCACAAUAGAAGCGUUUUAAAUCGGUGACUCUCAGACACAACACUAGGGUUUUCAUACAAACACAGCACUAGGUUCCAAAGGUUUCAUCUCCAAGAUCAGUGAUGGCGGACCAAGAAAAGAAGAGGAAAAACACAAUACAUGUUCCCGAGGAUUUGCUUGUGGAGAUACUCUCUAGGGUUCCGGAGGCUUCUCUGGCACGGUUCCGAUCUACCUCAAAAAGAUGGAACGCUCUUAUCAAAAAAGAAGUGAAACUUGCGAAGAAGUCUCUUAAUCUAGUAUUACUUAAUCGGAGGGUCUAUUUAGUUAGGCUUGAUCUCCACGACGUCGUUGUAAAGGUAAUAAGUCAGUUCCGCCCUAGUGACCCUCUUUCUAAUUCUUCAGAAGAAAUAUAUAUACGCCGCGUCUGUCACUGCGAUGGUUUAUUGCUAUGCACCACCAUGGACGAAAGACUCCUUGUUUGGAAUCCAUGUUCAGGAGAAACAAGUAGGAUUAUCAAACCCAUAAAUUCCCACAAUUAUACCGAUGUCUACGCUCUCGGUAAAUCCUCAUGCAACAAUGAGUACAAAAUCUUGAGGGUCCAUCAUAGUGGGGAUGGUUGGAUGUCACCAUACCUUGUUGAGUACGAAAUAUACGACUUUACUUCUAAUUCGUGGAGGGUUGUUGGUGAGGCUAGAGGGUGGACAUUUCCAGGGCCCUGGCGACAUUGUGGGAUGUCUGUGGAUGGAAUUACUUACUGGCUUUCUUUAGAUUUUAGUCAAGAGACUCAAGACCGUCAAAGACCCAGAUAUACCUUACGGUAUUUUGAUUUUUCAACAGAGAGGUUUGGACUUGUGUCUCUUCCGGGUGAUCCUCGCUCUUAUCAUGUUUUUGCUUUAUCAGUUACUAGAGAAGAGCAAAAACUUUGUAUGUUAACUUCUCGUGCCCGACUCGACAUAGAUGUAUGGAUGGCAACUAAGAUUAAAGGCACGGGAGACAUGUCAUGGAGUAAACUCCUAUCAGUGAAACGAACCAGCAGCUAUCAGUUCUUUUCGCUUUGGAACGGAAUGAGUUUCUUGGCCGACCGGGAGAAUAAAGUUAUACUGCAUCCCACUGCACAGUUCUUUGUCUUUACCUUUUAA
Raphanus sativus (radish) is the source of this 1308-nucleotide messenger RNA. Its product is annotated as putative F-box protein At4g10190. Gene Ontology annotation, molecular function: protein binding. The coding region runs from base 292 to 1308 and encodes 338 amino acids. The transcript is spliced from 3 exons. The record is from RefSeq and is a predicted model, not a curated record. Lineage: Eukaryota; Viridiplantae; Streptophyta; Magnoliopsida; Brassicales; Brassicaceae.